Messenger RNA from Sphaerodactylus townsendi, 8788 nucleotides. It is a transcript of the gene SI, whose product is annotated as sucrase-isomaltase. Gene Ontology annotation, molecular function: alpha-1,4-glucosidase activity; carbohydrate binding. Gene Ontology annotation, biological process: carbohydrate metabolic process. Bases 127 to 8271 code for a protein of 2714 amino acids. The transcript is spliced from 71 exons. The record is from RefSeq and is a predicted model, not a curated record. NCBI's taxonomy places the organism in Eukaryota, Metazoa, Chordata, Lepidosauria, Squamata, Sphaerodactylidae.
UACCAAUUGGCAAGAAGACUGAACGAUGGGAUGAGGGUCAUAAAAAAAACAUACAAAGCCGAAGGAGGAGAGGAACGCAAAACUCCGUGCAUGUCUGUUUGAAGGGAAAUCCUACUCGGUUCACUGAUGGGGAAGGAAAGGAAGAAAUUCACUGGAUUAGAAAUUUCCCUCAUCACUCUCUUCACUUUGCUGGUGAUUGUAACCUGUGUGCUGAUUGGCCUUUUAGCAACUGGGCAUUCUGGUGUAAAAGAUUCACAAGGUUUACAAGAAUUCUCACCAACAUGUCCAAACGUAUCUGUAUCUGAGUUAGUAGACUGUAUUCCGGAUCAAGUAUCAACAGAGAAACUGUGCGUACUUCGUGGCUGCUGCUGGAAACCCCAGAAUGAAUCAUAUAUACCCUGGUGCUACAUCUCCAGGAGUCAUGGGUACCAAAUGUAUGGGUCACGGAAAGACAACCGAGCAGGCUUCGAGGCUAGACUAACAAUGCUGCCUGCUCCAUCCCUGUUUGGAGGUGACAUUAACACCCUUCUUCUGACUGCAGAACAUCAGACUAAAAACCGGUUCCGGUUCAAGAUUACUGAUCCCAACAAUGCAAGAUAUGAAGUCCGGCCUGAGAUUCUAAACCCCUUUACAGGGACUGUGGACACCACAUUCAACUACAGAACUGAACUAACUGAAAAUCCCUUUGGCAUCAAAGUGAUCAGGAACAGCAACAACAAAGUUCUGUUUGACAGCACUGUAGGACCACUGGUAUAUGCUGACCAAUACUUGCAGAUCACAACUCGAGUGCCCAGUGUGAAUGUUUAUGGGAUAGGAGAACACAUCCAUAGACAGUACCGGCAUGACUUCAACUGGAAAACAUGGCCUAUCUUUACCCGGGAUGCUGCGACUAAUGGAGACAUGAUUAACCUAUAUGGAGCUCAUCCUUUCUUCUUGUGCCUGGAAGAUGAGAGUGGAAAGUCUUUUGGUGUUUUCCUCAUGAAUAGCAACGCAAUGGAUGUUGUAUUCCAGCCUGCUCCAUCCAUAACAUACAGAACAACUGGUGGAAUUCUAGAUUUCUAUAUUUUCUUGGGAGAUACCCCAGAACAAGUUGUCCAAGAAUAUACAUCACUUAUAGGAUUGCCACGAAUGCCUUCCUAUUGGAAUUUAGGAUUCCAGAUUUGUCGCUGGAACUACGGAGAUAUUAAUGAUCUGAAAGCUGUGGUAGAAAGAAAUCGGGCAGCUGGAAUACCUUAUGAUGUUCAGUACACUGAUAUUGACUACAUGGAAGACAAAAAAGAUUUCACUUAUGAUACAAUAGCUUUUGCAGGCCUCCCUGAAUUUGUUGCUGACCUUCACAGCCAUGGACAGAAAUACGUCAUAAUAUUGGAUCCCGCCAUAGCUACUGGGCCUCGCCGUAAUAAUACCCCUUAUGAGGCCUACCAACGUGGAACUGCAAAGGAUGUGUGGGUAAAGGAAUCACAGGGAUCGAAGCCCCUUAUUGGAGAAGUAUGGCCAGGAGAGUCUGUCUACCCAGAUUUUACAAAUCCUACUGCUGUUCAAUGGUGGGUUGACGAAUGCCGUCUGUUUCACCAGACCCUUCAGUUUGAUGGACUAUGGGUGGAUAUGAAUGAAGUAUCCAAUUUUGUUAAAGGUUCAAAAACUGGCUGUGCACCAAACAACUUAAAUUACCCACCUUUUACACCAAAGAUUCUUGACGGUGUCAUGUAUUCAAAAACAAUUUGCAUGGACGCGGUGCAGCACUGGGGCAAGCAAUACGAUGUCCACAGCCUCUAUGGACAUUCCAUGGCAAAUGCCACUGAGCAGGCUCUCAAAGCUAUUUUUGUCAACAAAAGAAGCUUCCUGCUCUCUCGUUCCACUUUUGCUGGAUCUGGAAGAGUCACCGGACAUUGGACAGGAGAUAAUUUUGCCACCUGGGACAAUAUGAAAUGGUCCAUACAAGGAAUUUUGGAAUUUGGUCUCUUUGGAUUCCCUUUUAUUGGAGCAGACAUUUGCGGUUUCAUUGACAAUGUCUCAGAAGAGCUCUGCAGGCGGUGGUUGCAACUUGGAGCAUUUUACCCAUUUUCUAGGAAUCACAAUGGUGAAACCUAUGAGCCCAAAGAUCCCGCAUAUUUUGGAAAGGAUUCUCUUCUGGUGAACUCAACCAAGCACUAUCUGAACAUACGCUACACUUUGUUACCAUAUCUCUACACACUCUUCCACAAUGCACAUACCAAGGGAACCACUGUUGCAAGGGCAGUCCUGAAUGAGUUCUACACAGAUAAAACCACCUGGGACAUUGAUAAGCAGUUUUUGUGGGGAUCUGGACUUCUUAUUACUCCAGUGUUGGAUCCAGGUGUGGUGACAGUGACUGCAUAUAUGCCGGAUGCUGUGUGGUAUGACUAUGAGACUGGCAUAAAAUCACCAUGGAGAAAACAGCACUGUGAGAUGUAUCUUCCAGAAGACAAGAUAGGUCUUCAUCUCAGAGGAGGUUACAUCUUUCCUACUCAGCAACCAGCCAACACAACUGUUUACAGUCGCAAAAAUCCUAUGGGACUUAUAAUUGCUUUAGAUGACAAUCAAGAAGCAAAUGGAGAACUCUAUUGGGACGAUGGUGAAAGCAGAGAUGCAUUUUCAUCAGGAAACUAUCUCCUCUAUCAGUUUAAUGUAACAAAUGAAACCUUAGUGAUGAAUCCAGUACACAGCACCUACCAAGAUCCAAACAGCAUAAUGUUCGAAGAAAUCAAAAUUAUUGGAUUACCUCUCAAACCUACACAAGUGACUGUGAAUUCAAAUGCUGUGCCUGCCAGCAGUGUCAGUUACAAUGCCGGAGAUCAGGUUGCCCACAUAACAGGUCUUCAACUUAGAUUAGGAGAUCGACACACCAUCAAAUGGAACCAGAUCUUCCAAGAAAUUGACAGGAUUGAUUGUCAUCCCUAUCCAGAUGCAACUGAAAGUGCUUGUACUGCUCUUGGCUGCAUCUGGCAGACAAAUGUAACUCAAGGAGUUCCACACUGUUACUACCCUCGUACCUAUGGUUAUAGAGUCAACCAGGUUGUAUACUCAUCUUCUGGUUUAGUGGCAAACCUUGACGGAAACAGUGCAUCUGUUGCACACUCUAGAGCAACAAUAACACCGAUUAACACACUUCGCUUGGAGGUGAAAUAUCAUGAGAACAACAUGCUUCAAUUUAAGAUUUAUGACUAUAGUACCCCAAGAUAUGAAGUCCCAGUGCCUCUGAAUCUCCCCAACACUCCUGCAAGUGAUCCUGUGAAUCGUCUCUAUGAUGUGUCAAUUCAAAACAACCCAUUUGGCAUCCAGGUUCGGCGCAGAAGCACUGGGACAGUCCUUUGGGAUUCCCAGUUACCUGGCUUCAUCUUCAGUGACAUGUUCAUUCAGAUUUCAACCCGCUUGCCUUCAGAAUAUGUGUAUGGGUUUGGUGAAACAGAGCAUGCGCAGUUUCGGCAAGAAAUGAACUGGAAAACCUGGGGAAUGUUUGCAAGGGAUCAGUCUCCUGAAUACGCAAAAAAUACUUAUGGCGUUCAUCCCUUUUACAUGGGCCUGGAAAAAGAUGGAAAUGCACAUGGAGUUUUAUUGUUGAAUAGCAAUGGAAUGGAGGUAAAAUUGCAACCAACUCCUGCUCUGACUUAUCGCACCAUUGGAGGAAUUUUGGAUUUCUAUAUGGUUUUGGGCCCAACUCCAGAACAAGUUGCCCAGGAAUACACUGCACUCAUUGGACAUCCAGUCAUGCCUCCAUAUUGGGGACUGGGAUUCCAGCUGUGCCGUUAUGGAUAUGAAAGUGAUGCAGAAAUCUUGGAUCUGUAUAACAAAAUGAAGGAAGCUAAAAUCCCCUAUGAUAUACAAUAUGCAGACAUUGAUUACAUGGAGCGGCGGUUAGACUUCACUCUCAGUCCCAACUUUGCAGGGCUUCCGUCACUGAUUGACAGAAUGAAAAAAGAUGGAAUGAGAUUUGUCAUCAUUUUGGAUCCAGCCAUCUCAGGAAAUGAGAUCAAACCUUAUCCAGCAUAUGAAAGAGGUCUUGCAAACAAUGUCUUCAUUAGAUGGCCUAACAAUGGUGAUAUCGUAUGGGGAAAGGUGUGGCCAUAUUACCCUAAUGUUACCACUGUGAAUACAUCACUAACCUUUGAACAGCAAGUGGAAUUAUAUGCCGCUAAAGCUGCUUUCCCAGAUUUCUUCCGCAAUGAGACAAUUCAGUGGUGGAAAACAGAAAUCCAGGAAGUCUAUAACAACCCUCAGCAGCCAAAUAUAAGCAUUAAAUUUGAUGGCUUAUGGAUUGACAUGAAUGAACCAGCCAACUUUGUCAAUGGAGCAAUUAAUGGUUGUGGUGUAUCUGACCUAAAUGAUCCCCCCUAUAUGCCAAGUUUGACAGACAAAGACAGAGGGUUGAAUUUUAAAACCUUGUGCAUGGGAAGUGAACAGAUUCUACCUGAUGGAAAACGAGUUCGACACUAUGAUGUCCACAAUCUCUAUGGCUGGUCAGAAACAAAGCCGACAUAUGAUGCUUUACACAGUGUCACUGGAGAACGUGGAAUUGUCAUCUCCCGUUCAACAUAUCCAUCCAGUGGCAAAUGGGCAGGGCAUUGGCUAGGAGAUAACUACUCAAGGUGGUCCAAUCUUGCCACUUCUAUAAUUGGUCUACUGGAGUUCAGCCUCUUCGGAAUGUCCUAUGUUGGAGCAGAUAUUUGUGGCUUCAAUGAACAUACAAACUAUGAAAUGUGUAGUCGUUGGACGCAACUGGGAGCCUUUUAUCCUUAUGCCAGGAAUCACAAUGGUCUAGGAAGUAUGAAACAAGAUCCUGUAUCUUUUGAUCGAGCAUUUGAAGAAAUGUCAAGGAAGGUGCUCAAUAUCAGAUAUACUUUGCUCCCCUAUCUCUACACCUUGAUGUAUGAAGCCCAUGCUCAUGGUAGCACAGUUUCCCGCCCUUUACUGAAUGAGUUUCCAAAUGAUCAGGCAACAUGGAAUAUAUAUAAACAGUUUCUCUGGGGCCCUGCUUUGCUCAUUAGUCCUGUGCUAGAACAGAGUCAGACAGUGGUGGAUGCAUAUUUUCCUGAUGUCCGCUGGUAUGAUUAUUACACAGAUAUGGACAUAGGGCAAAGGAAACUGACAAAACUCUUACAAGCACCUAUGGAUCAUAUAAACCUUCAUCUCAGAGGAGGAUAUAUUAUCCCAUGGCAACUGCCAGCUGCAAAUACCAAAAUCAGCCGAAAAAAUCCAAUGGGUCUUACAGUUGCUUUGGAUGAUAACGGAGCUGCUCAAGGGCUACUUUACUGGGAUGAUGGAACAAAAAUUGAUGCUUAUGAGAAUGGUGUUUACCUCUUACAAACCUUUAAUGCAAGCCAGCGUGCAUUAGACAUCAAUGUGGCCCACUCAGGAUAUUUUGACCCCAACAACUUAAAAUUUGCUGAAAUUAAAAUCCUCGGUGUAGAAUCUUCCUUCACCCCCAGAGUUAUAGUGUAUCAGUAUGGUCAAGUGAUCCCGUCUGAUCAUACAACAACCUAUAACUUUACAACUAAGCUCUUGCACAUUAAAGACCUUCAACUUAGCCUGGGGCUAGCAUAUUCAUUAACAUGGGGUCAGCCUCCUGAAGACAGCCUUCCUGAAAACGAAAGAUUCAACUGCCACCCAUAUCCAGAACCAUCUCAAGCCAGUUGUGAACUCCGUGGCUGUAUCUGGGAGAUUUCUUCUGUUCCUGGUGUUCCACUCUGCUAUUAUCCUAUGAACUAUGGUUAUUCGGUCAGCAACCUUAUUGAACAUUCUAGUGGUUUGUCAGCUCUCCUCCACAGAAACACCAGCAUUCCUAACCCAUAUCCUACUUCAUCACCUGUUGAUACUCUGAGCUUAAAUGUGGUGUUCCAUACUGACAACAUGUUUCAAUUCAAGAUCAAAGAUGCCAACCAUGCUAGAUAUGAAGUUCCAGUACCACUCUCCACCCCAAGCACACCGAUUAUCAAUAGUAAGCGGCAUUAUGAUGUAAGAGUUGUCGCUGAACCAUUUGGCAUACAGAUCAUACGGAGAAGUACAGGAACAGUUAUCUGGAAUUCUCAGGUGCCUGGCUUCACCUUCACUGACAUGUUCAUUCAGAUUUCUACUCUGCUGCCAUCACAGUAUGUGUAUGGAUUUGGAGAAACUGAACACACUCAAUACCGGAGGGAUAUGAAUUGGCAAACCUGGGGAAUGUUCACUCAUGAUCAACCUCCUGGUUACAAAUUGAAUUCUUAUGGUUUCCACCCCUUCUACAUGGGCCUUGAAAAUGAUGGAAACGCUCAUGGUGUUCUUUUGCUAAACAGUAAUGCUAUGGAUGUCACCUUCCAGCCAACACCGGCUUUAACUUACCGUACAAUUGGAGGAAUUCUGGAUUUUUACUUAGUUUUAGGACCCACUCCAGAACAAGUGGUUCAGCAAUAUACAAAACUGAUUGGACGACCAGUAAUGCCACCCUAUUGGGCAUUGGGAUUCCAGUUGUGCCGCUAUGGAUACCAAAAUGAUUCUGAAGUCUCUGACCUCUAUGAUGAUAUGAAGGCAUCUGAGAUACCCUAUGAUGUACAGUAUACAGAUAUUGACUACAUGGAACGGCAGCUGGACUUUACACUCAGCCCUCACUUUCAAGGUCUUCCUGAUUUAGUUGAUCGAAUUCAUGGAGAUGGUAGAAGGUUUAUCAUCAUCUUGGAUCCAGCCAUAUCAGGCAAUGAAACUGCACCAUAUCCAACAUUUACAGAUGGGAUGAAUGAGAAAGUCUUCAUCACAUGGCCCGGCACGGAUGACAUACCAUGGGCAAAGGUGUGGCCAGAUUACCCAAAUAUAACGAUUGAUAAAAAUGCAAAUUUUGAAUACCAAAUUGAGCAUUACCGGGCUUAUGUGGCUUUCCCAGAUUUCUUGCGCAAUUCUACAGGACGAUGGUGGCAAAGAGAAAUCGAGAAUUAUUACAACAACACUCUUAAAUUUGACGGCCUUUGGACUGACAUGAACGAACCAUCCAAUUUCAUCGAUGGAGCUAUUGGAGGCUGCAGAAAUUGGACCUUAAAUCAUCCUCCUUAUAUGCCUGAUCUGGCGUUACGAGGGAGAGGAUUGGAUAUGGUGACAACAUGCAUGGAAGUUGAACAGCAACUUCGUGAUGGCACACCUGUAAGCCACUAUAAUGUGCAUAACCUGUAUGGAUGGUCCCAAGCAGAAUCCACCUACUAUGGUAUGCGCAAUGCCACAAAAGAACGUGGAAUCAUUAUUACCCGUUCAACAUAUCCAUCCAGUGGAAAAUGGGCAGGACAUUGGCUCGGUGAUAACUUUGCACGAUGGGAUCAGCUUGAGAAAUCUAUUAUUGGUAUCAUGGAGUACAGUAUUUUUGGAAUCUCCUAUUGUGGUGCUGACAUCUGUGGCUUCUUCAAUGACACAACCUAUGAACUCUGUGCUCGAUGGAUGCAGCUCGGAGCAUUUUACACCUUCUCUAGAAACCAUAAUGUGAUGGGAACUAUGAAACAAGAACCUGUAGCCUUUGACGAACGAUUUAUCAAUAUAUCUAGGGAUGCGCUCAGCAUACGAUACAGACUGCUACCCUAUCUCUACACAUUAAUGCAUCUUGCCCAUGCAAAAGGUAGCACUGUUUCACGUCCUUUGCUGCAUGAGUUUGUGGAUGAAAAGGAAACAUGGGAUAUCUACAAACAGUUUUUGUGGGGUCCAGCACUGUUGAUAAGCCCUGUACUGGAUGAAGGUGCCGUGUCGGUGAAUGCUUACAUUCCUAAUGCACGAUGGUAUGAUUACCAUUCGGGAGAGUACAUUGGAGUGCGAAAACAGUUCAAGGUAUUGCAAGCACCACUGGAACAUAUAAAUCUCCAUAUUCGAGGUGGUUACAUCAUCCCCUGGCAAGAUCCUGAGACUACCACCACAGCAAGCCGGCUGAAUCCUCUAGGGCUUACUAUUGCUUUGGAUGACCGGGGUAACGCUCAAGGUCAGCUUUUCUGGGAUGAUGGAGUUGGUAUUGAUACCUAUGAGGAGGGCAAGUACUACUAUGCAACAUUUCAAGUAACUCUGAAUGCACUGAAUGUUUAUGUGGAUCACAACAAUUACUUAGAGGACUCGGUCCCUCUGCAGUUUGGCUCCCUUCAUAUCUGGGGACUCGCAGCCACAUCAGCCACAAAUGUUACCAUUACUUAUGAUGGGGGCAUAGAUUAUGUGAUCCCUGAGUAUAAUCCAGAAAGCCAGAUACUGAAAGCUGAUUUCACUGGCAAAAACCUCCUCCUUCAUAAAGUACACCAACUCAAAUGGACAAUAAGCACUUGAAUGCAUGUAGAAAACGAGUUUUGCGGACAACCUCUCCAUCAGAAAUAACUAUAUUCAUGUAUCAAUUGUAUUUUGUUCAGAAAUGUUAGCAAUAGGCUAAUGAAAACAUUGAUAGUGACAACCAUAGGUAAUAUGUCACACAGCCCAUUUUUCACUUUUUUUAAAAAAUAAGCCUUAUAUUGUUUUAUCUGACAGUUCUGGAGUAUUUGUUUAGCCGUUGAAUCAAGUCAUAAAUAAGUUGGGAAGCAGAAUAAUUUUGUAAAAUAGCAGGUGAUUUCUUUUUUAAGAUUAAUUGUAACAGGGUAGUCAUUAUGACAAGAGAGCUUUCUUGGCCUGAUUCCCCACCCUCCACCCCAGGAACUAAAAUGUCUGUAUAAAGAUGAAAUGCCGUGUAUAAUGGGCUAUAUGUAAUUGUCUUUUAUGAUGAUGUUUAUAAAUUUCUGUACAAAAAUGUGUCAUAAAAUACAACAGAGCUUUAAUUUUUGUAACUUAUACAAAUGUGACAACAAUACACCCA